AUGUCGACAGGAGGCAGAUGGCUCCUCGAAGAGACUCCAUACCAUAUCAAUUGCCUAAAAUUUCUAGCAGGCUCACUAGCCAUAAUGUCCUUCACCAAGAACAAAGCCAAGGCUCAGGAACAACUGCUGAUGGACAACAUUUCUGCAGUAACCUACAUAAACAAAAUGGGAGGGACACACUCUCCCAUGCUAUCUUACCUAGCCAAAAAUCUACGGGACUGGUGCCUCACCCACAAUAUCUCGGUGACAACCCGCUACAUCCCAGGAGUACAGAAUGUAGAAGCGGUCAGGGAAUCGAGAGUAUUUCUAGAUUCCAGCGAUUGGAAACUAAAUCCUGGGGUUUUCAACCGCCUCUAUCAGAAGUGGGGUCUCCUGAACAUCGACCUUUGCCUCCCGUCUCUCUUACCAACUAGAUCAGUUUGUAAGCUGGCGUCCAGACCCUCUAGCAAUUCACACGGAUGCAUUCACCCUGGACUGGGCGACCUUUUGGGGCUACGCCUUUCCUCAAUUUGCUCUGAUAGGCUGAUGCCUUCACCAAAUUCAGAGUCAGCAGGUGUCACACAUGGUGUUGGUAGCACCGGUUUGGCCAGCUCAACCCUGGUAUCCACUACUAUUAGAGCUGUGCAUAGACUUCCCUCUCCUCCUACCAGUUCAGGAAGAUCUACUGACCCAGGCAAGCAGAACCCACCCUCUCAAACACCUACAGUUAGCUGGUUGGCUCCUGUCAGCAGAGGUUACCAAACGGCAGACAUUUCUGCGCAGAGUAGAGAAAUCCUCUUGGCAGCCUGGAGGAAAAAUACAACUAUUGCCUAUUCCUCUGCCUGGACAAAAUGGAGUGGCUGGUGUAGUCAACAGGUCAAUGUUAA
Molecule: messenger RNA, 866 nt
Organism: Porites evermanni
Lineage: Eukaryota; Metazoa; Cnidaria; Anthozoa; Scleractinia; Poritidae
Source: the annotation of a GenBank genome assembly